AUGAUGUUCGGCCAUUUGUUUUUGUGUUUGUCUGUGCUAACCCUCACUCUGGGAAACCCACAGAACUUCGUUACCAAGUAUUUCAAAGUUGGGAUUGAAUAUGACCGAUCCCUGCCAAUGAGUGGGGGGUCGGAUAGACUCCGACACAGGAAUAACUAUGACCCCUUCUUUGUUACCGUUACGGCAUCGGCUAAGAGGGGCUACGUCAUAUCCUAUAUAGAAGUGAGUGCGACCACCGCGCGAGACGGAGACGUGGAAUUUUCAGUAGUCCGCGGCAAAGCUGGGGAGAAAAACUUGGUCUUCCACUUGGCGUCGAACAAGACUGACUUUCUGACCUACUCAUACCUGGCGUAUGGUAUACGGGAAGAGGACUACAAAAAGAUGGCGAAUAUAAUCACUCUUCCAAUGAAAAAUAUAAGUAAUCGACUUGAAUCCAAUUUAUUCACGGGCUUAUUGUUAAUUUUAAUAAGCAUAAAAUCUAUCUUCUUAUAA
Zerene cesonia (dogface butterfly) is the source of this 492-nucleotide messenger RNA. RefSeq lists its product as uncharacterized. Bases 1 to 492 code for a protein of 163 amino acids. The transcript has 4 exons. NCBI's taxonomy places the organism in Eukaryota, Metazoa, Arthropoda, Insecta, Lepidoptera, Pieridae. The record is from RefSeq and is a predicted model, not a curated record.